Molecule: messenger RNA, 1113 nt
Organism: Phragmites australis (common reed)
Lineage: Eukaryota; Viridiplantae; Streptophyta; Magnoliopsida; Poales; Poaceae
Product: heavy metal-associated isoprenylated plant protein 23-like
Exons: 2
Coding region: 445-933 (162 amino acids)
Molecular function (GO): metal ion binding
Source: RefSeq, a predicted model, not a curated record
CACGCAUGGGCAUGGCCAAAUCCACUUUCCAAAGCUGCUGCAGCCUUGCAGACGGUUUCUUGCACUCUCCACUCCAAACGCUCGUCUGCUCUGGCUUGGCCUACUGCAGCACACCACCGCACCACCGUUCCACUGCACAACCGUCACAUGAGACUUGGCACCACGGCUCCUCACUCACUUUUCCCCUCUUCGUGUUCUCUUGUCAGCCUCCACAGACGCACCCGUCCCUCCUCUCCAGUCCCCUCGCACAGUCACAAUGCAUUUCGCCAUUGCCUAGUUCAAAAGGCCUCUCAACAGUACCUGCCUGCCUCGUACAAAGGCAGACAGCGCCGUGCCAUUAUGCAGCACAUCUAGGCCUAGCUAGCUAGUAGGCUUCUUCACCAGCUCGGAAGAGGAUUCGCCCACCAACUAGCUAGCUCUUUGCAGGCUCUUGCUGCAUUCCCCAUGGGAGGCUUCAUGAAGCAGAUCCGUAGCUUGUUGGGGGCGAUCAAUGGCGGGCACAGGAAGAAGAAGAAGAAGAUGCAGCGGCGCCAGGUGCAGGCGGUGGAGCUCAGGGUCAGGAUGGACUGCGAGCGAUGCGAGCGCGAGGUCAAGAAAGCGCUCUCCAGCAUGAGAGGAGUGCAGCAUGUGGAGGUUAACAGGUUGCAGCAGAAGGUGACCAUCACUGGCGAGGUGGACCCGCACGCGGUGCUGCGGAGGGCCCAGUCCACAGGGAAGAAGGCGGAGCCGUGGCCCCAGAAUCCCCCGGCGGCCGUGGCCCUCUACGGCAUUGGGGUGGCCCAACUCCAGGCCCACGACAACAGGUGGGCGCCGGCGCCGGCGCCGGCGUCCGCUUGCUACUACUACCCGAGGAGCGUGGAGGCGGGCAUCGGCGCCGAGCAGAUCACCAACCUGUUCAGCGACGACAACCCCAACGCCUGCUCCGUCAUGUGAUGUGACGCGACGCUUACAUGUGUCGGACACGGUAAUUCAGCUAUCAGGUUUCUGGUUUAGACAGCAGCAGGAGUAGCAGUAGCAGUAGUGCGGCAGUAACCAGUAAAGCUAUAGAGAUAUGGUGGCAUCUCAUCGUCACUGCCAUAUCUUGUGAGGUUUGUGUGUGGUUAAUGGAAGAAA